Messenger RNA from Parascedosporium putredinis, 660 nucleotides. The record is from the annotation of a GenBank genome assembly. NCBI's taxonomy places the organism in Eukaryota, Fungi, Ascomycota, Sordariomycetes, Microascales, Microascaceae.
AUGACGCCUUCUGUCCCCCUAGUUCAGGCGAUUCUUAGUCGCACCAGCCUUCCCAUCGAGUCCAUUGCCCUGGCUGUAUGCCUUCUUGACGCGCUGGACCACCGCUUUGCCUUGUCGUGGCGUCUAUCUUGCCCGCUGUCUGGUGUGCAAGCGAAUCUCACCGCCAACAAGCGUCACACUCUCCCGAGCAGCCCGGUUGAGCAGCAACUGCACAUCGACUCUGUCCACCCCGAACUCAUUAUCCUCGCGGCGUUGACCAUUGCCGUCAAGUUCCUUGACGAUCCCCAGUCCUCCACGAGACACUACUGCUCUGCCUGGGGAGGAAAUAUCUGGUCGUUCGAACAGCUCAAUACUACGGAACGGUGCAUCAUGGAGAAUCUCAAUUAUCGGAUAAUGCCUUUCUGUGACGAGGACGUGCUCGAGGAUGCGAAGGCGGAUAUGCAGUUUGCCAUGCUACAGGGACCACACUACCAUGCCGACAUCUACGAAGACGAGGAUCCGUAUCAACCUGCCGAGGUGAACGCAUACCCCAGCCCGGAUAGCUCUUCUCUGGACGAGAGCGUGGAGAGUUUGUGCGAGGAGACGAUCAGUGACAAGUGCGGCAAAGCCAUGGUGGGGCUUGGGCUCAGCUUGACGCCAGACGAGACGCCCCCAUCGUAA